AUGUCUGGAGUGACAGCUCGGCUAUCCGGCCUACUGAGCCAAUUGUCUGGUUCGCCGACGCAAACCGCAUUCGAGCAUCGCAUCAAUCACCACGCACUUUCACCAACAUUCUUCCUGCCUCGAGCAGCAGCAAUUGAGCCCAAUGCCGAGGCAAUCUACCACAUCACUGCGAACAAUAAGACCCUGCGCCGAAGCUAUAGCGAGGCUGCGGACCGUGCCCGAGGAUUAGCCUAUUACCUCAAAAAGAAUGGAUUCCGCCGAGUCGGCAUACUUUGCCCUAAUACGCCGGCCUUUUUGGAAUCCAUAUUCGGAAUCGCCGCGGCCGGGGCUGUCAACCUAGCUGUCAACUAUCGUCUGAAAGAAGAGGACAUUGCCUAUAUCUUCGACCACGGUGACGCGGACGUCAUCAUCGUGGACCAAGAGUUCUUGCCUCUGCUCGGCCUGUACCGAGCGCAACACCCCAAGAUUCCAAUCAUCGUGGACACUGACACCGACGCCACCGAGGGUGAGCUGACGGGUCCUUUUGAUAAUGCCGUGCUCGAGGGCUUGAGGUACGAUACAGAGCUUGGCUCCCACGGAUGGGAUGGCCUCGAGGCUCAAGCGGCCGACGAAGAGUCCUUGAUUGCACUGGCCUAUACUAGCGGUACAACUGCCAGACCAAAAGGUGUGGAAUAUACUCACCGUGGCUGCUACUUGGCGGCGCUGGCGAAUGUCAUAGAGUCGGGGUUGAAUUCGGACCGAGGCCGGGCCAAGUACCUUUGGACAUUGCCAAUGUUUCAUGCAAUGGGAUGGACGUUUCCAUGGGCCGUUACGGCUGUUCGUGGCACCCACUACUGCUUGCGCAAGAUCGACUACCCGGAAAUUUGGCGUUUGCUGAAGCAAGAACAUAUCACCCAUUUCAAUGCGGCACCGACUGUGAAUACAUUGUUGUGCAACGCCAAGGAGGCCGAACGACUACCCGAACCUGUCCGUGUCACUGUGGCAGCAAGCCCCCCCACGCCUCACCUUUUCGAGCAGAUGACGGACUUGAAUCUCCAUCCAGUCCACGUCUAUGGAAUGACAGAGACGUACGGCCCAAUCACAAAGGGGUAUCACUUACCCGAGUGGAAUUCCAUUCCGCUCAAGGAGAAAUAUCAGAAAAUGGCUCGGCAAGGCCAUGGCUUCAUUACUAGUCUGCCUGUCAGGGUGAUUCGUACCGAGGUCCCCGAAGGAGCUGUUGAAGAGGUGAAGCGUGAUGGCAAAGAAAUCGGCGAAAUAGUGUUCUACGGCAACAUUUGUUCAAGAGGAUAUUACAAGGACCCAGAGGCAACCCGCAAGCUUUUUGCCGGCGGAGUACUUCAUUCAGGUGAUCUCGCUGUCUGGCAUCCCGAUGGCGCAAUUCAGAUUCUUGAUCGCUCGAAAGACAUCAUUAUCAGUGGCGGCGAGAAUAUUUCCUCAGUCGCUCUAGAAUCGAUGCUCGCAACGCAUCCUGAUAUUUUGGAAGCUGGCGUGGUUUCUGUUCCAGACAGCCACUGGGGCGAGCGACCGAAGGCCUUCAUCACCGUCAAAGAGGGAAAGCACUUAGAAGGGGCCGAUGUGAUUAACUGGGCUCGUACGGCGAGUGGCAUCAGCAAGUUCAUGGUUCCGCGUGAAGUCGAGGUGGUCCCAGAACUUCCCAAGACCAGCACCGGCAAGAUUCGAAAGAAUGUGUUACGUGAUUGGGUCAAGGGUGCGGACCGAAGUCUUGUCAAUUGA
Messenger RNA from Penicillium diatomitis, 1734 nucleotides. Its product is annotated as putative AMP-binding domain protein. NCBI's taxonomy places the organism in Eukaryota, Fungi, Ascomycota, Eurotiomycetes, Eurotiales, Aspergillaceae. The coding region runs from base 1 to 1734 and encodes 577 amino acids. The record is from RefSeq and is a predicted model, not a curated record. The transcript has 5 exons.